Molecule: messenger RNA, 360 nt
Organism: Blepharisma stoltei
Lineage: Eukaryota; Ciliophora; Heterotrichea; Heterotrichida; Blepharismidae
Source: the annotation of a GenBank genome assembly
AUGAAUUGUUUUAUUGUUUGCAUCAAAGCAAUUAAAAGGAAAUCCACAAAGCAAAUUUUGCCUAAACAGGAAGAGACUUCAAAUACUCCAAGUUCACAAACCCCAAAUAACGCCAAUCAUUCUAGAUCUCUAAGCUUAAUUUCAAUUCUUUCUGACUCGAGUAAGCUAGCAGAAGAUAGCACAGAACUAAGCAGAGUGCCUUAUAUCCAAAGAAAACGGCCCAAGGCGUAUAAUGUAAGAAAUAAUUCGAUUACAGUUCGACACACAAAAACAAAUGAAGUGCUUACUAGUCAAAAUACCAGAUUAAUCAGGAUACAAAAAAACCACUCGGACCAGCCAAUAGUCCAGGUAAAAAAUUAA